GGAAGCUUCUCAACACCUUUUGUUGACUGGGCCAGAAUGCCUCGAGCGCCAUCCUCUACGAAGCUGAAGCGGGCGAGCGGGGGCGCAGCGGCCAUGCGGCACGAGCCGCUCCAUGCGCAGAUCCAGUCCGAUGAGCAGACGAAGCGGUUCGGCACGGUGAGCCAGCCGGGUAGGCGCGCGCGAAACGAGGUCGGCGGCGUCGUCGGAGACGAUGAUGAGGAAGAGGAAGAGGCGCUGGUCGGGACGGGCAAAGGAAUGGUCCGGUCCAGUCGCGCAGGUGGAUCCAUGGAGAAGGGGACGUCUAAGUUUGUCGAUCCGAAGCUCAGCCGAAACAUUCUCAGGCUGGCCAGGGCGCAGCAGGACGAGAUUGAGGCGGAGGAGGCCGAGGCGAGCAGACCUGGUGGCACCGCGCAACGUCAGACGAUGAGGGAUGUGCACAAAGCGAUGGACUCAGACGACGAGGACGCGCAAGGAGCUAAGGGCAGCGAGGAAGACGAUGGAGAGCUGAGGUCAGACGAGGAGGAGGUCGAGGAGGAGUACGAAGAGCUCGAAAUCGAUCCGGAGGAUGAGGAGCUGAUGAAGCGCUUUGAGGGCGGCGAUGCGGGAGAGAGAAGGGGCAACAAGACGCUGGCAGACAUCAUCAUGGAGAAGAUCGAUGCAGCAGGGUCGUCUGGCGCCACAAAGGAGGGUAUCCAUGAGAGGGAGCCAAGAAAGGUCGAGGGAGCCAUGCCCAUGCCGCCGGGCAUCAAUCCCAAGGUCAUUGAAGUGUACACCAAGGUUGGAGAGCUGCUGUCGCGGUACAAGUCUGGGCCGCUGCCAAAGGCCUUCAAGAUCAUUCCCUCGCUGCCGGCCUGGGAAAACAUUCUCUACAUCACCGACCCAUCGAGCUGGACACCGCAUGCCACGCUUGCAGCGACGCGCAUCUUUGUGUCGAAUCUCAAGGUGCACCAGUCGCAGCGCUUCUUCAAGCUCGUCCUUCUCGACAAGGUGCGCGACGAGAUUGCCGAGUCGGGCAAGGUCAGCUACCAGACCUACGAGGCCAUCAAAAAGGCCGUCUUCAAGCCGGCAGCAUUCUUCAAGGGCUUCCUCUUUCCCCUCUGCGAGACGGGAUGCACGCUCAAGGAAGCGGCCAUCGUGUCGAGCGUGCUGACGCGUGUCUCGAUUCCCAUCCUUCACUCGGCCGCCGCGCUGCUCCAUCUGGCCGAGAUGCACUACGCAGGACCGACGUCGCUCUUCAUCAGAGUCCUGCUCGACAAGAAGCACGCGCUGCCGUACAAGGUCGUCGACGCCCUCGUCUUUCACUUUUUGCGCUUUGCCGACCCAGACAUGGGCGUCGAAAAGGCAGAGGGUGGCGGGCGGAGAAUGCCGGUUCUGUGGCACCAGAGCCUUCUCGUCUUUUGCCAGAGAUACAAGCAGGACCUGACCCCGGAUCAAAAAGCUGCCCUAUUAGACCUGCUCCGCGUGCAGCGUCACGAUGGCAUCGGACCAGACGUCAGGCGAGAGCUGACCACGGGCAAGGCUCGCGGAGAGAUGCUCGAGGAGCCGCUGGAUGAGGAUGAUGACAUGUCUAUCUAGUACGAGUGAUUCUUUGUUUUUUAAUACAACUCGUCAAACGGUCUC
Messenger RNA from Acaromyces ingoldii, 1620 nucleotides. Its product is annotated as Bystin-domain-containing protein. Gene Ontology annotation, cellular component: cytoplasm; nucleolus; preribosome, small subunit precursor. Gene Ontology annotation, molecular function: snoRNA binding. The coding region runs from base 37 to 1575 and encodes 512 amino acids. The record is from RefSeq and is a predicted model, not a curated record. The transcript has 2 exons. NCBI's taxonomy places the organism in Eukaryota, Fungi, Basidiomycota, Exobasidiomycetes, Exobasidiales, Cryptobasidiaceae. Gene Ontology annotation, biological process: rRNA processing.